UGUUCCCUGCCCCCUCAUUAGCAUGCGUUAUAUUGCCCUCCUUACGAAAGCAUCAUGGCAAGUCAUACCACUCCGGCCAACGGGGAAGUGAGUCAAGCAGGUGUCUUUGUGAGGAAUUUCACAUAAACACGGAGAAGAGAGAAAGGGAAAGACUUUUUACAUUUCGUUUGGUUUGUUUGGUUCGUCUUCAUGUUCAGAUCCACUUGAAAUAGACUAUAUAAAUAAUAAUAUUAAAUAGAUAGUGGACAUCAUUAAAAACUUUUUUGAUGUUUGCAAAAAUGGUGUCCAAGUUGACAUCUUUGCAGCAGGAGCUCUUGAGCGCCCUGUUGGAUUCAGGAGUAACCAAAGAUGUGCUUAUCCAAGCGCUGGACGACAUGGACCCCACGCCGAACGGCUUUGGAGUAAAACUGGAGAACUUACAGAUGUCACCGUCAAAUUCUAAAAUGAAUGGGAGCGACACGGAUUCCAAGCCAGUGUUUCACACGUUAACUAACGGACAUGGGAAAGGAAAGUUGUCCGGGGACGAGGGCUCUGAAGACGGAGAUGAUUUCGACACACCGCCGAUUUUGAAAGAGCUCCAGUCGCUAAACACAGAGGAGGCAGCGGAGCAGAGGGCAGAAGUGGACCGCAUGCUAGCCGAGGACCCGUGGCGCGCAGCUCGUAUGAUCAAAGGGUACAUGCAGCAGCACAACAUCCCACAGCGCGAGGUGGUGGACGUUACCGGGCUCAACCAGUCGCACCUCUCGCAACACCUUAACAAAGGCACGCCCAUGAAAACACAGAAACGAGCGGCGCUCUACACCUGGUACGUCAGGAAACAGCGGGAAAUUCUGCAACAGUUCAACCAGGCAUGUCAUGGUUCUGUCAGUAUGACAGACAAAGGCGGUCAGGAUCAGGUGCUGUUUUUUUUCCCAGAAUUCAAUCAGUCCGGUCAGGGCAUGGCACCACCCAGCGACGACCCGGGCGGUGAGCCCGCCUGCAAGAAACUGCGGCGGAACCGCUUUAAGUGGGGGCCCGCUUCCCAACAAAUCCUUUACCAGGCCUACGAUAGGCAGAAGAACCCCAGCAAGGAGGAGCGAGAAGCACUGGUGGAGGAGUGCAACAGGGCGGAGUGCUUACAGCGGGGCGUGUCCCCUUCCAAAGCCCAGGGUCUGGGCUCUAAUCUGGUGACCGAGGUGCGGGUGUACAAUUGGUUCGCCAACCGGCGCAAGGAGGAGGCCUUCCGCCAGAAGCUGGCCAUGGACUCCUACCCGCCCCACAGCCUCACUACCCUGCUGUCACAUGGCUCUCCUCACCACCCGCAGGCCAGCAACUCCCCACCCAGUAAGAUGCAGAGUAUCCGAUACAGCCAGCAGGGGCCCAGUGAAGUCAGCUCCUCGACAACCAUCAGUCACCACGGUAACAAUGGCAUGGUGACCAGUCAGUCAGUCCUGCAGCAGGUGUCGCCGGGCUCAUUGGACCCCAGCCACAGCCACAGCCUGCUGUCCCCAGACGCAAAGAUGAUCUCAGUUUCAGGUGGAGGACUGCCGCCUGUUAGCACGCUCACCAACAUCCACAGCUCCCACCACUCGCACCAGCAGGCCCAGAACCUCAUCAUGCCCCUGUCCGGAGUCAUGGCCAUCGCACAGAGUCUAAACUCGUCGCAGGCCCAGUCAGUGCCUGUCAUCAACAGCGUGGCGGGUAGCCUGGCGGCGCUGCAGCCCGUACAGUUUUCCCAGUCGCUGCACAGCCCCCACCACCAGCAGAGCCUCAUGCAGUCCUCGUCCGGUCACAUGAGCCAGCAGCCCUUCAUGGCCACCGUCACACACUCACACAUGUACCCACACAAACAGGAGCCCCCUCAGUAUUCUCACCCAUCACGCUUCCCCUCAGCAAUGGUCGUCACGGAUGCCAACAUCAGCACCCUCAGCUCAAUGUCCUCUAGCAAGCAGGAUCCAGUAAACAAGAUGGUGCAACUGGGAGGUCUCUCCUGGUGUCCCCUACAAGCCUGGUGAACAAGCACACCUGACUUCAUUGGUGCCUAGCAACCGGGGCCACAUUUUUCCACCCAUGAGCCACAGUAACCGUGGCAACUCCUAAUAACUGGCAACUGCUCACCGACUGAUGAGUCAGUCAAUAAAUCACGACUUGCUGCCGAGGGCAGAAGAGAGAGAAGAGAAAAGUGAGAGAGAAAGAGAGAGAGAGGCAAAAGAAAUGCACUACUUCACCAGCCCCUCAAGCCUAGCACGGGAAAGAAGCAGACUGGAUUCUUCACUGUUGGACGAUCAACUUGGAUCAACCUUAACCCUUCGGCCUAAAUUCGUCUCGAGCAACAGUAUUCGUUGCGCGACUGAGUAAUGUACCCUGAGGGUGGAAAAAAUGUGCAAGUGAUCCUAACAAAAGUGACGAACAAACAUACAGCAAAAGUGGUGCUUGCAUAACCAGACUGGUGGUUAACACUGUUUCAAAUAUUCUUAAAUUGACACUGCGCACUCUGAUCAUGUGCUAGGAGCACAGAAAUCAACCACCAGCAGGGACGCCAUUGAGUCUCACAUGGACUGAAUUGUAUGGUAGCCUAGACUCUUCUGUGUUGCUCUGCGAUCUUGAAAUAUUUUUGAAGUCUUUUCGUUUUUCAAUGCCAUGAAGCAUUCACACUACACUGCACGCGUGCAACCUUAUUGUAUGACAAUCAGUUAGCCCGAGCUUUGCCUAUAUGAGUUAGAGUGAGUUAAUCACACACUGAAAAUUUUCUACGCACAGCCUUUUCCUGCAGUUUUGAGUCUUCCAAGCAAUGAGGUAAAGGAUGCAAUGCUUACUAUGCAGUGUACAGUUAUCUGUAGAUAUGAAGGAAAUAUGUUUUGCUGUCUGUGGCGUGUAAAUAUUUGAGAGUUUGGAAGAGUGUGUGGAAAGGUGGGAUAUGCUGUAUGUUAUUGCCAUGUAUUUUGCUUUGCUGAGUUUUGUUCUGUGAAUGAACUGUGAUUUUUGUUUUGUUUAUGACAAUCUUAUCAACACACUAUGGAAGGACUAUGCAAUCAAUGGGAAUGCAAUCACAUAAGUUUUGAAGAAGGUGGAGGACUUGUGUGCAAGUAGAUCCUUCCCAACAAUGUGAUACAAACUCAGUACUGACUGAUGAAGAAAAAGAGAACCUUGUGAAGAUGGACAUGAUGUCCAAGAGUAAGCCAAAAUUGAGACUAGGUUGAAGAGUCGUUUUAAGAGUAACCCUAAUGGUCAGCUUCUGCGAGCUGUGGCCAACAUGAAUGUAAAUCUAAUUGCUCCAAAAUGAUUCAGCCCUUUGUAGCCUGUUUUUCUUACUGUGUGUCCAGGAAAGGACACUGCCCUGAAUUUAACAUACAUAUCUCACACAAUUAGAGAGUAUUUCUGGUUGUGAAAUAUACAUCUAUUGGUGAAAUUUCAGAAGAGGCAUAAUUGUGUUUGUGUUUGUACUACUUUGUACUAACUGUCAUGAUGGUGAAUAUAUUGCACCCCACAGUGCCCGUGGACCAAUCAGUAGGAAAGAUUUGUAUUUGUUGGUUCACGGUUUAAUUUUAAGUCCAUGGUAACUUUUCAACUUGUUAGUAAUACUGGCAGAAAAUGUCCUUCAUUGGAAUGGUUACUUUGGUAAAGGGCAGACGAGGUCAUGUCUUUUUUUAAGUUACCAAUAACAGUACCUAUUGUAAUCCACCAGAAUUCCUUGGAAGUUGAAAAAACGUGCACGCCCGAAUCAGUUACUUCCGACCAGGGCAAACAGUAUUAAAAGCUUAUACAACUCCUAUCACGAGGAAACCUCAAUUUGACAAAAAGCCCAAAUGGUUCUGCAGUGACCAAAUCAAAAAUGAUUUGGCAAUUCUUUAUUCUGAAAUGUUAUCUACUGCUGAUAUUGAAUUGUGGAUGCAUUGUCUGUGAUUUGUAGAAAGGUUUCUUCUAAAUGUGGUUCAAUAUUCCCUAGGACCAGUGUAAAGACUAUUUCUAAAGGUCACUGUUGAGAUAUAUAUUUUUUGUGAUAAUAUUUUGUCUUAUCUGCUGAGAGGACCAACCCACUGCCAGCGAACUACUGGUUACAGCUCACAGUUUGUGUGACCACAAACAAAACCACAAAAAGAUGUGAUUCCUCUUGUAUUAUUUUUGUAUAAAUAUGAAAAUUAAUCUUUUAAAAUCAUUAUUUAUACUUGUUCACAAAUAACUUGACAUUUCAAGUAAAGAUGUUGUUUUCCAAAAUUA
Messenger RNA from Clupea harengus (Atlantic herring), 4197 nucleotides. RefSeq names its product HNF1 homeobox Ba (gene hnf1ba). Lineage: Eukaryota; Metazoa; Chordata; Actinopteri; Clupeiformes; Clupeidae. Gene Ontology annotation, biological process: insulin secretion; liver development; positive regulation of DNA-templated transcription. The record is from RefSeq and is a predicted model, not a curated record. Gene Ontology annotation, cellular component: nucleus. Gene Ontology annotation, molecular function: RNA polymerase II cis-regulatory region sequence-specific DNA binding; DNA-binding transcription factor activity, RNA polymerase II-specific.